Capsella rubella is the source of this 1326-nucleotide messenger RNA. RefSeq names its product NDR1/HIN1-like protein 10. Gene Ontology annotation, cellular component: plasma membrane. The coding region runs from base 293 to 1012 and encodes 239 amino acids. The transcript has 2 exons. Lineage: Eukaryota; Viridiplantae; Streptophyta; Magnoliopsida; Brassicales; Brassicaceae. The record is from RefSeq and is a predicted model, not a curated record.
CGCCUCCACAGGGAAAGAGAGGGUGAAAUUUGCUUAAAAUGCUGUAAAAACUAAUUAUAUUUAUCGGUGGUUGAAAACUUAAGAUUGGUAUAUUGUGACUCUGAGCAUUAUUAAUUCGUCAAUACUGUCCGGACGCGGAAACAGGGUCGCUCGCUCUUUCUCUCUCUCUCUCUCUCUCUCUUUCUCUUGUUGUGAGCUGAGCUUCACCACCGCCAGUACAGAUUACAGAUUGCAGAUUGAAGUGAGAGUGGGAAAGGGAGAGGGAGCUUCCUGCUUUCACUUAUAUAUUAUUAUGCCGCCUCCUUCUAGUUCUAGUUCUAGUUUUAGAGCAGGUCUCAACGGCGAGAUCGGACAUGGUCGUCCUCCGAUCGCUGCUCAGAGCCAGCAGCAGUAUUACCGGAGCUACUCGUCGUCGUCGGCGUCGCUGAAGGGAUGCUGCUGCUGCUUGUUUUUGCUGUUCGCGUUCCUAGCGUUGCUGGUACUGGCGGUGGUGCUCAUAGUAAUACUGGCGGUGAAGCCGAAGAAACCGCAGUUCGAUCUGCAGCAAGUGGCAGUGGUGUACAUGGGAAUCUCCAACCCUAGCGCUGUUUUGGAUCCAACCACGGCCUCCCUCUCCCUCACCAUCCGGAUGCUCUUCACUGCCGGCAACCCCAACAAGGUCGGAAUCAGGUACGGCGAGUCUAGCUUCACGGUGAUGUACAAAGGCAUGCCACUGGGGAGGGCGACGGUGCCCGGAUUCUACCAGGAUGCGCACAGUACGAGGAACGUGGAGGCCACCAUCUCCGUCGAUAGAGUCAAUCUUAUGCAAGCCCACGCCGCCGAUCUCGUCAGAGACGCUUCCUUGAACGACCGAGUGGACCUCACAGUCCGCGGAGACGUUGGCGCUAAGAUCCGAGUCAUGAAUUUCGAUUCACCGGGGGUUCAGGUAUCCGUGAACUGCGGGAUAGGCAUUAGUCCCAGAAAGCAAGCUCUCAUUUACAAACAAUGUGGCUUUGAUGGCCUCAGCGUUUAAUUCCAAACUGUAACAUAAUAUUAUAUAUAUAUUCCCACUGACCACUCCCAACCUGCGAGAGGAGCUGCAAAAAGAUUACAAGAUCCCAGCCAAACUGGUUAAGUAAAGAAAUGGGAACAAGAUCCAUCCUUCCCCUGCUUCGCUUCUUUGGGAAAUUUUGUUUGUACAAGCUAAAUUUGCAUUUCUUUACCAAAGUUACUAAAUCACUCAGUAAUUUACUCACGCUGCAAUCCCUUGGCCAAUCUAAGGAGCAUUUGUUUCUGUUGAUCAAUUAUAUAACUAUAUAUCAUAGUGUUGUGUGUGAUUUAUGUGAA